This is a messenger RNA of Pygoscelis adeliae (Adelie penguin), 2024 nucleotides long. RefSeq names its product egl-9 family hypoxia-inducible factor 3 (gene EGLN3). The transcript is spliced from 4 exons. The record is from RefSeq and is a predicted model, not a curated record. Gene Ontology annotation, cellular component: nucleus; cytoplasm. Gene Ontology annotation, biological process: cellular response to hypoxia; peptidyl-proline hydroxylation to 4-hydroxy-L-proline. NCBI's taxonomy places the organism in Eukaryota, Metazoa, Chordata, Aves, Sphenisciformes, Spheniscidae. Bases 1 to 366 code for a protein of 121 amino acids. Gene Ontology annotation, molecular function: peptidyl-proline 4-dioxygenase activity; L-ascorbic acid binding; ferrous iron binding.
AUGGUUGCUUGCUAUCCUGGAAAUGGAACUGGGUAUGUUCGUCAUGUGGACAAUCCAAAUGGUGACGGGCGCUGCAUCACCUGUAUUUAUUACCUGAAUAAGAACUGGGACUCCAAGCUGCAUGGUGGAAUUCUUCGGAUAUUCCCAGAAGGAAAGUCCUACGUAGCAGAUGUUGAGCCAAUUUUUGACCGAUUACUUUUUUUUUGGUCAGAUCGAAGGAAUCCACAUGAAGUCCAGCCUUCUUAUGCAACCAGAUAUGCCAUGACUGUGUGGUAUUUUGAUGCUGAAGAAAGAGCAGAAGCCAAAAAAAAGUUCAGGAACUUAACUGAUGCAAGGAAGAGAGAAGCACCUCUUAAUGAAGACUAAUCAACUGUUCCUGAAUUCUUUGUGAGGAAUUAAGAUCCCAAAGAUGACUUCCAUUUCCAGCGAACAAGGGCAAAUUCUUGUUAUGCACAAGAACGCACUGGUUGUGUCUAGCAUGUGUGUCUUACUUUGAUGGUACUUAAGGCAGUCUCUUGUCAUGCCUGCAUCUGGCAGAAGGAACACUUGUUUUCUAUUUGCCUUUUGCUGGAAAAAGUAACCAGGGUUAAAAAAAAAAGAGUAUCACUAAGCCUAGUGGUAGUGGCUCAGCCAACUGGUUUUUGAUCGCUCUUGUAACCAAGAUAACGAUCAUUGGAAGUAGUGGUAAAAAGCUGAGUCUUACUUGCACUUUAGGGGGGGGAUCUAGCUCAAUGGGAAGGAGCGUUACAAGUUUAAAAUCUGUGGCAGACUGCUAAUGGGCAAGGAGAGAUACUGGGAAUGUGAAAUUAAACUGGAUUUUUGUAGAGUGUCAUCUUAUGGUCUGUCCCACGUGGACCUGUCAAUGUUCUGUUCAUCACUUUGCUGCGCAGAACGUUGGCUCAGCUCUUCGAUAGCACGACUUUCCAAACAGAUUUUUGUCUACACAGUCAUCGCAUUUCCUGGAUUUUGUUUGCAUUUAAGAAUCACAUUCUAGCUGUGCAGUUGUGUUGUCCUUUCUGUCCCAGGACUGAGGGGGAAGUAGUUACGCAUCUGUCCACAACUUUGUAAAACCACUUCCUUUCUGUUCUGAGCAGGGUGAGUUGUACGGUUUCUAUUUUCACGGUUUGGUAAAGCAGCUGUUUUCUCCCAAAAGUUUGGUAAACUUGGAAGGGUUAUGGCACACAAUGCAUUGGCACUAAAGGCCAAUGAUACGUAGAGUUAAGUGUUAUUUUCGUGACUUCAUCUACUAUGUUUAGUAUGACACAGAUAUGAAUCUGAAAGGAAAAGAUAUGUCUGGCAGUCUGACAAAUAUAUGAUAAAUAACGGGUAACUUAGACUUGAUUUCUAUGCUGCUUAUCCUUAGUUAACACACUUGUUUAACUUUGCAUGCAUAGGUAAUUUGAAUGAAACAGCGAUUCUGUUUCAGUUGAUCUGUUACGCCAGGUAACUACUUCUGCUGUGCUCAAGCUGUGAGAUCAGAGUUAUUCAAAUGGCAAAGCACAUAUUUUUUUUUCUCCAUUAUUUUUUUUAAACUUAUUAGACUCAAUAAGUAACUGGUGAGCUAUGUCCAAUCUGCCUAAGCUUCUACAACCAGCACUUACUAUGCAGUUCAGAAUAGCUCUUAAGGAAGCUGAGAGCUGGCAGUGGAUGUAUUUCACUCACACUAAUUGUUCUCAACCUAAUACUCGCAUUCAUUUUCGUCUCAUGUUGUCAGUGUGUAUGUCAGACCCUGCUAAAUGUUCCAAAUAGAUGCCCUCUUCAGUGUCCUGUAUUUUCCCAUGCCACUUGCCCACAGUGUUGAAGGUGGUCUGCCUGAACCACUGCCUCCUGCACCAGUUCACCACACUGUGCCGGGCUGUCGUGCUAGUGAUGGGUCUGUGGGCCAGCUCUGUCGCACUUGAGCUAGGGAAUGAAAAGGUAGUGUGCAAUGGCAACGAUUAAAUGUCAGUGACAGAAUGGUAACAGCUGCAUAGGACAGAAAAGAAGUAACUUUCGUGACAUAAAAAGUAGUAAUAGAAAUUUUU